UGCAUGCACUGUGUAUUGUGUAGGCGUUGGCGACUUGACCAAGUGUGGUUACAUUGAAUUGUCAUUUGACGAAGUUGAAGACGAACCAUACCUGAAAAAAAACCAAUCGUCUGACCGUUCGACCAUCAAAUAUCACCGGAGUGUCUCGAUCAAUCGAUAAAUCACUCAAAGUAACAAUCGCCGUGAGUUAUUCGUGGUACAUAUGUAGUCUCACCGGCAGUGGACAUUUCACAAGUGUUUGUAAAACAUUUUCCAACGCAUCUCCACGAUGAAGCAGUGAAGGAUCAUUACCCCCGGGAAAUCGUGUGAAUGCUCCGGAUGAGGAAAAUGUAAAGUCCAUCUGAGAUGUUUAAUUAUUUGGAAAAUACACUCUGUGGAGGAUCUAGAUACAACAAAUUGGCAAAAGACGUGUCAGAUGCGCUCAAUUUCCUACAACGGCCGUCAAUAAUUCAGUAAUAGAAUUCAAUAUCAACUGUCAACCCGAGAGGAAUUCAUAAAGCUGGACUGUGAUACACUGCGUAAAAAGACUCCAGGCAUGUCCAACAAUCAGCUCGUUGAUUCGUGUCUGCUGGUGAACCGGAGGGUUGAGCAGCGUCAAGAGCACAACGUAACACGAAUUGAAAUAAAAAAGAGUGGUCCAACUGAAACGGAUUACCACAGCAGCAAUGGACAAACGGAAACGCAUUCUGUUCACUCGUCGCAAUUGUCCGUUCAGGAUGAUCCAUUGCUCGUUCGAGGGCACAAUCAACAAACAUCCCAGCAAAUAACAUCAGUGACCAAAGUAAUCCGCGAGGUAUCCCACAUAGAGCCCGAGGCUGGGGCAGUUAAUUACAUCCCAAUGCCCCUAAUGUCUCAGGAGUAUCCACAUGGGGAUCCCUGCUAUGCAGCCGAUCCCUACAUGGUCAAUUUUGAUCACUACGAUCCUUACGUUGGAUAUGCUACGCAGGCUGAAUAUCCAGCCCCUCAUGCUGCUUAUGCCCAGGACUCACACUCACCACACAGUCCACACAGUCCCUCGGAUCACAGCCGUACAACACCACCACACGAGUACCUUCGUAAAGGGCCCCAGUACGUCGAGGGUGGGUACAAUGACAUGGAGUCAGUCCUAAAUCCAGCCCUCCAGGAUCACUACAGAAUAACCCCGAGUCCCGGAGGUCCAGGUGAUCAGUACGAUGAGAGUAAAGUGGCCUAUGGUUAUGUAUCACCCUCGCCCUACGGUCCAGUGGCCUACGGUCCCACCAUUGGUGUACCCCCUGUGGCAAUAUCCAGCGAGGGCCCGUCCUACGACGAGUCCCACCAGGUGCAGCUACCCGUUAGUCUUGCUCCAGGUAUGUUCGAGGAUGAUCUCCAUCUCCAGCGACUCCAGACUCGACACUCAGUGCCAGGAAUGGCGAGUCCACUGGGUGAUGAUCCAAAAUCAAUGCGCUGGCGUGAUCCAAAUCUCUCGGAAGUCAUUGGCUUUCUCAGCAAUCCAAACAACAUAAUAAAAGCCAAUGCUGCAGCUUAUCUCCAGCAUCUCUGCUACAUGGACGAUCCGAACAAGCAAAAAACAAGAUCCUUGGGUGGUAUUCCACCUCUUGUCCAAUUACUUGAGAAUGAGAGUCCCGAUGUGUACAGAAAUGCCUGCGGUGCACUGAGAAAUUUGUCUUACGGACGUCAGAACGACGAGAACAAGCGAGCCAUUAAAAAUGCCGGUGGUGUACCAGCAUUAAUUAGUCUAUUGCGACGGACAUCAGACGCCGAUGUCAAGGAAUUGGUCACCGGUGUACUCUGGAAUUUAUCAUCGUGCGAGGAUUUGAAAAAAGCUAUAAUUGACGAUGGUGUUACACUUGUUGUUAACAAUAUAAUAAUACCGCACAGUGGAUGGGAUCCAAGUGCUUCCAAUGGUGAGACUUGCUGGUCAACAGUAUUCAGAAAUGCCUCGGGUGUACUUAGAAAUGUAUCCAGUGCUGGGGAAUAUGCGAGAAAAAAAUUGAGGGAAUGCGAUGGCCUUGUCGAUGCACUCCUCUAUGUCGUUAGAUCGGCUAUUGAAAAAUCAAAUAUUGGGAACAAGAUUGUUGAGAAUUGUGUCUGCAUUCUGAGGAAUUUGAGUUAUCGGUGUCAGGAGGUUGAGGAUCCGAAUUACGAUAAACAUCCGAUACAGUCAAUUGUUCAGAAUCGCAUUGCUGCACCUGUCAAGGGAGAGAACUUGGGAUGCUUUGGGGGAAGUAAGAGGAGGAAAGAUGGCCAGCCAGCGCAGAAGGAAGUGACAACGUCUAAGACUGUUACCACAGCUAGAACAGAACCUGUCAAGGGAAUGGAAUUAUUGUGGCAGCCUGAAGUUGUACAGUGUUACUUGAGUCUCCUUCAAACCUGCUCCAAUCCGGAAACACUGGAGGCAGCUGCUGGUGCACUACAGAAUCUUGCUGCUUGCUACUGGCAACCAAGCAUUGAAAUACGCGCUGCUGUUCGCAAGGAAAAGGGUUUACCCAUAUUAGUCGAAUUAUUACGCAUGGAAGUUGAUCGUGUUGUGUGUGCAGUGGCAACGGCACUGAGAAAUCUAGCUAUCGAUCAGCGGAAUAAGGAGCUCAUUGGAAAGUACGCCAUGAGAGAUUUAAUUCAGAAAUUACCAUCUGGUAAUAAUCAACAUGAUCAGGGCACUAGUGACGACACUAUUGCUGCUGUUCUUGCAACUUUGAAUGAAGUUAUUAAGAAGAAUGCUGAAUUCUCGAGAUCUCUGUUGGAUGCUGGUGGGGUCGAGAGGCUCAUGAAUAUUACGAAACAGAGACAGAAGUAUACGGCGCGUGUUCUUAAAUUUGCCGGACAAGUAUUAUUCACAAUGUGGCAGCAUGCGGAGUUGCGUGAAGUGUAUAAGAAGCACGGAUGGAAAGAGGCUGAUUUUGUUACGAAAACGGUUGCAGCUCGCAACAGUUCCGGCCUCAAUUCACCAAAUAAUGCAAACAGUUACGAUUUCAGCACAUUGAAUAGGCCAAUGGCGAGCCAAGGCAGCACCCGAUAUGAAGACCGGACUAUGCAAAGAUCGAACAUGAAUUCGAAUAAUAUCGGACGGUCUAACGUAUAUCAAUCCGUAAGUCACGUUUAGAAGAAAGAAAAAUCAAUUUUUUAUUCUCCCAUUAUCUGCCUUCUGAUCUUUAUUAUUGAAUUCAACCGUAUUAUUUUUAUUCUGUUACAUCGUCAGCUCAAAUUUGUUGGACUUUAUUUCACUGGGGGUGGGUUUGCCUCCAGCUUAAAUAGCAUUUUUCUUAUCAGUAUAAUUCUAAAAUGCAUGCGACAGUCAAUGAUAUUUGAAGCUAAGUGACGAUUACGCUGUGGGAGAUGGGCAGUGUUCAAUAUGAGGUGCAUGUGCACCUUUGGCUCGAGGACAACUGCCUGUACCCCACGUAUUCUGUGAUUUAACCCUUAACUACAUCCAGCGAGCUUCUUGCACAUUAUAGAGCAAUAACGCGUUAAUGAUUAUGAAUUUUUCACUUUGUUACGGGUGAAACUCGGUGAUUAAUCGGUUAUCCAGUAGUUAAGGGUGAACUCGCCACAGAUGUUUUUUAUUGUGAAGAAAAACUAGAAAAGAACCUAGUGGAAUGUUGAAUUACCUCUGAAAAUGAUUUAUUUCGUUUGUUUUAUUUGCGUGAAAACAUAAAAAUUUCUUUAGUCAAUUUAAUUACGUUGGAAUGUGUUUUCAGGGUUAAUCAAUUUUUCAAGAGAAUAAAGUUUAAAAAAACGCUCAGUGGUACUACAUAUAAAAGACUCCCUGUAAUUUAAAGUAUAAAAAAACAAAAAUCAUGCCCAUGAAGAUUGUUUUCUUCACGUUGCAUCGAUAAGCUAAGGAAAGUGAAAUUAAUAAUUAUGAGAGAAACAAAACGGCAUAACUAAUUUACACAAGUGAGCAUUAAGGAGCUGAAGACGAUGAAAGGAAUAUAUCAAUCGUUUAUUUUUUAUCAUUUUUAUUCAUUUUUUAUUUACGCAAACUGUUAUGUGAGUAGAUCUAGUGAGAAUAUACAACAAAGAGAGAAAUCAUCUUCCGAAUCUUCACGUCAACAGUUCCUAAUUAAUAGGUACUAAUUAUAACCCAUCUAGAGGUUAGCGUUCGAUUAAACAGGGGAAUUCAUAUAGUUGUUUUACAUCAUUGUGACUUCAUAGAAAAUUGUUGAAUGAAAUUUUCAAGGGGAAAUGGUAUUAUUCGCAAGCCAGUGUGGCAACAAAUUUUUACUGAUUUUAACACGAAAAAGUAAUUAAUUAUUUUACGUUAAUGAAUGAAAACGUAGGAAAAUCAUCUUUAUAACUCGAACUAAAAAUUUCAUAUGCAGCUCCACGAAAAUAUACAAAUUGCAUAAUUUUUAUUCAAAUAUUUCUAACUAAUGGACUAAAACGAAUAUUAUUUGCGACUGCACCCUGUCAUCGAAGAAUUUUCCCUCCACAAUGUCCUAUCACCCCAAUCUCAAUCCGUGAGAAGGAAAACACCAGGAAUGAGGGGGAAAAAAUAGUAUGGACACGUGUGGAGGGAGCGAUGGAGGGGAAUUUUUUUUGUCACUACGAAAAGGAAAAAAAAAGGGACAGUUGCAUGACUCAUAAAAAAUAUACACGUACAUGUAUAUACCUCUACUAUGUAUAUAUAAUAAUUCGCAGCAAUAUAAAAUCAUAAAUAAAUGAAAAAAAUAAUAAUAAUACUACAACUCUUUAUAUGUCUAACGCGAUGUGAAGAGCAAAUGGAAAAAAUGAAGGAAAUGUGUUCUACAUGCAUUUUAUACACAUUUGUCAUAAUGAAAAUUAAAUGAAAAAGAAAAAAAAAUACAUAUUGUAAUAGACACCAUUUAGGAGGAAAGAUGAAAGACUCGCAUGCAUAAGAAUUCUCAUACUUUCUUUUAUAUUAAGUGUGUACUCCAUCGAGAAAGUAGGGGAGUAUGAAAAAUAUAACGAAACAAUUAAAGUAAUAAUAAAAGAAUAACACCAGUUGA
Molecule: messenger RNA, 4949 nt
Organism: Fopius arisanus
Lineage: Eukaryota; Metazoa; Arthropoda; Insecta; Hymenoptera; Braconidae
Gene: p120ctn
Product: adherens junction protein p120
Exons: 9
Coding region: 536-3082 (848 amino acids)
Biological process (GO): cell-cell adhesion; cell-cell junction assembly
Cellular component (GO): adherens junction; nucleus; plasma membrane
Molecular function (GO): cadherin binding
Source: RefSeq, a predicted model, not a curated record